Messenger RNA from Ciona intestinalis (vase tunicate), 1152 nucleotides. RefSeq names its product carbohydrate sulfotransferase 11-like. Lineage: Eukaryota; Metazoa; Chordata; Ascidiacea; Phlebobranchia; Cionidae. Gene Ontology annotation, cellular component: membrane. The record is from RefSeq and is a predicted model, not a curated record. Gene Ontology annotation, biological process: carbohydrate biosynthetic process. Gene Ontology annotation, molecular function: sulfotransferase activity.
UAGGGUUAGGAUAAAUGGAAACAUGUCUGCAUUUGUAAACCAUAGGAAGAAAUGGCUGUUUUCUCUAAGUGCUGUGAUGCUGAUAAUGAUGUACUUUGCGAGUGUGUGGAGUAAGAUGAGGAGCAUGAUGAUGAGCAGACAUUCAGAUCAACAUCAGAUCUGUGACGAGAUGCUACACUCGAAUAUUCUUGAAAACAGAACAUGGGAAUCUCAUUUCAUGAGAAAUAGAGCCAACAUAAUGUCAUCCAGGCAUCAAACUUUGGUUGAAAAUUGUGCAGAAUAUUUGCUGUGUUCGCAGACAUUUCAAGACUUAAACCCAAAAUUAAUAUCCUCAACCAAGUAUAAUCUAAUGUACUGUGAUGUUGCUAAGGUGGCAAGUACCAACUCCAAGAAAGUUAUGCUGCUUUUGAACAAAUAUGUUAAAAACAUGAAGGAAUUGAAUGACUUAAAUAAGGUGGCAAGUGUCCAUGGGUUGGUCACUCCUUAUAAACUUAGAUAUAAUCCUGAGUCAACUUUAGAGGAGAGAACUAAAAACUUCACAACUUUUUUGGUAGUUCGGCACCCGAUGGAAAGACUGGUGUCGGCAUACGAAGAUAAGUUCUUUCCUAGUAAAUUUAACUCAAUACCAGAAAUGGAGGUGUUGGGAAAGAAAAUUAUGACCAUGUACCCACGUAGCAAUUCCUCUGAAAAAUAUCCAACCUUUGAGCAGUUUUUGAGCUACUUGCUGCAAAGCAAUGAUGAGAACCCACAUUGGGAACCUUACGUUAACCUUUGUCACCCAUGUAGGUUGCAUUAUGAUGUCAUAAUGCAUCUCGACACUGUAAUAGAUGAUUCUCGAUUUCUUUUAAAAUUGAUCCAUGCGCCCAUUGAUGUGUGGUUUCCAAGCGUUGGAGUAACGCAUAGAAAUAAUAUAAAUCGUGUCUCAGAGCAUCUGGAGCAUACUGAUCCAAAAAUAAUAAAGAAAAUCGAAGACCGAUAUAACUUAGAUUAUAAGCUGUUCGGGUUUCAAAAGUAUUCACUUUAAAUAUUGUUUGUGUUUUUUUGUAUCGGUGACCAGUGUUAUAUAUUCUGUAGUAAAUACUAUAUAUAUUGCUUCCUUCUGUAUUUGUAAAACUGUUGUUUUAUCUUACCUGCCAUGUUACUGUGAUUGCA